AGAUAAACACUUUUAGAGAAUUUUGUGACUUGGCAUUCCUCAGUGGCCUGUCUUAGUUGGGAAUGUCCAGAGAGAUGCAGGCAUGCAGGAGAGACCUGGUCGCGAUGCUGUCUGCUCCCCCAUCAGCUCUUUCACGUCCCUUUUCCAUGUCGCUGUCGCUGCCCCCAGCUCUGGGGUUCUCCGUCCUCUCUGAGUGACCUCCUUGUUUCCUUUUUCAUCUGCCUAAUUUCUGCCACCAGAUAUCUUUGUUGCUUUAAUUUAGCGUCUGGUUUGGGAUAUGGUGUGUUCUGUUAUAGUUUUCUUUGGAAAUAAUUUCAAACUUUUAAAAAGCUGCAAAAAUAAAAUUAGUACAGAGAACAUCCAUGCACCCUGUAUCUAGAUUUUCCGAUUGUUAACAUUUUAUUCCAUUUGCUUUAUCAAUUCCCUACCUCCCUCUCUGUCUAUGCAUGUAUACUUUUUUUUCCCCUGAGGUAUUUGAAGGUAAGUUACAAAAACAUAAUGUCCCUUUGUGCCUAAAUACUCAACAUGUUCUCAAGAAUAGGGACCAGAUACUGUUUUAAAUGGUUGGUGCUGUCUCUUCUUUAGCAAAUGACUAAAACAUAAAUGGGUGGCUUACUCAACACCAUUUGCUCAUUAUAAGCUAUUUUCCCAUGAGAUUAUGAAUUCAGAGUGGCAAGGUUGCCUUUUUCUUUGCUUCACUUCUGUCAUAUAACAGCCUGGGUAGCCUGCUAGAGGGUUGAUGGGUGAGUUGAUCUUCUAGAUCAUCACCUCGAGAUGCAUACGGGGCUUUAGAUGUAAAGGUGGUUAUGUUUGUGCAGUGUGGGAAAGAUCUGGUCCACUCUGUAAGCAGCAGUGGACCGACCCUGCUGUGUGUGGACCAAGUGUGAUUGAGCGACUACGUGUGGAGCCCAGAGUUGUCCUGUCUGUGUUUGUUCACAACACUCAGCCAUUUGCCGGGGGCAGUGUGGAGAACGUGCUCUCCUCACGCUGCCUCCACAGCCUGGCCUGGAAUGUUAGAACGCGUCGGGAUGCAAACUGAUACUAUGCCCCUUGGUAACUGUAAGGUGUUGGCAAUUUCAGUUGGCUGUUGUGGCCCGCAGAAAGAUCAGGGCUCAGGGAGUCAGCCUGUGUGAGUUCUAAAUUUGGCUCCACCGUUUAGCUCCCUGUGGGUAUGAGGCAUACCUCUCUGCCACCUGCCUUUCCCAUUCUGUUAAUUGAUGUGAUUGGAUGAAUGACCAUCUUCCUGGUCUUAAAUCUAGUGACUUGCAUGUGGAAAUGACACAACUAAGGAAGGAGUGAUGCACACAGGAUCCAGGAAACUUAGAACUUCAUCCUGCCCUGGCCCAUCCAUUCCUCCUUCCGCCAGCUAGGAACUUCAGAUAUACCUAAUGCAAAGGGGGCUCAGAAUAUUGGGGAAGAUACAGGAGGCUACAUCAGUGCCUGUUGGGAGGGUUUUUAAAACACUGUUUUGACCUGGUUAUUAAAAAGCAUACGGGCAGCCGGUCCUCCUGGGUGCCUCACGACAGGGCACCUGUCUUGCAUGCUGUGUCCUCGCAGUGUGUGGUUGCCGGUGGCCCAGACAGGAGACGACACUCCCCACGUGGUCGGUCGCUACAUAAAACGUGUCUCUCUCUCGUUUGUUUCCCACCUGCUUUCCGAGCCCCUUUCUCGGACAGUCGACCACAGCAUGUUUGAGAACCUGAACACAGCCCUCACUCCCAAGCUCCAGGCGAGCCGCUCCUUCCCCCACUUGUCCAGGCCGGCGGCCCCCAGCUCUGCUGCUCAGGGGUCUGCGGAGUCCGGGGGGCCUGGACUCUGGGUGGGCAGCAGUCAGCACCUCAAGAGCCUGGGCAAAGCGGUGGGGGCCAAAGUGAAUGACUUCCUGCGGAGAAAGGAACCCUCGAGCCUGGGCAGCGUGGGCGCGACAGAGGUCAACAAGACGGCGGGGGCCCAGCUGGCCAGCGGGGCUGACGGGGAUGACGGAAGGUCAGCCCUGCAAGAAGCAUUCCCUCGGCUGGAUCCUCCACCUCCCACCACCAGGAAGCGAACCCCUCGGGCCCUGAAGACCACCCAGGACAUGCUGAUUUCAUCACAGCCUGUCCUAAGCAGUCUGGAGUAUGGGACAGAGCUGUCAUCUGGGCAGCCCCAGGUCUUGUCUUCCGCCCAACCCAGCCCAGCCGAUGCUUCCCAGCCAGAGGCCACCACGGAGGUGGUGGACAGGGGCGACGCUCUGCCGAAUGGAGAGGCUUCCGUGUCGGUACCUGACCUCAUCCACAAGGACAGCCAGGACGACCCCAAACUCAAGGCGACUGAGUGCCGAAGGGCCUCCUCCCCUGGCCUCAUGGAGAGAAAUGGCCUCAAACUCAGCCUGAGCCCCAUCAGCCUGGCCGAGUCUCUGGAGGACGGCAGCCCGCCUCCCCGGGCGCGGACCUCCAGCGUUGACAAUGAGGGCCCUCACCCAGACCUGCUGUCCUUUGAGUAGAGCUGCGUCUGCCCCUGCUGAGCGCCCCUUCCCUCUGCCCUCUGCUCCACCGUGCACCCUGGCCCUGUCCUGUCUUCUGCUGUCCUCCUUGCACACGGCACAGCAGAGUGAUUCUCCUGGUGAUUGCAAGGCCAGAGGUCCAAGUGGUUGUAGUUCAAGAGUCUGUCCAUGGAAUGGAAAAAGCACGCACUUGGAUGCCUUCCCAGCUUCUCUGCAUGCUGGCUGCAGCCCUUGGAUGUUGGGGCACCUCUGCUCCCAAGGUGCUCUGGCUUCCCAUUAAUGUGCAAGGCCAGCAGCCCAGGGUGAAGGCUGUUCUCUUUGCCUGUCUUCCAAAUGCCGCCUGCUCUUCUCUUUU
Odocoileus virginianus texanus is the source of this 2837-nucleotide messenger RNA. RefSeq lists its product as uncharacterized. Gene Ontology annotation, molecular function: nitric-oxide synthase binding. The record is from RefSeq and is a predicted model, not a curated record. Lineage: Eukaryota; Metazoa; Chordata; Mammalia; Artiodactyla; Cervidae.